Molecule: messenger RNA, 753 nt
Organism: Mitosporidium daphniae
Lineage: Eukaryota; Fungi; Microsporidia
Exons: 1
Coding region: 1-753 (250 amino acids)
Biological process (GO): attachment of spindle microtubules to kinetochore
Cellular component (GO): mitotic spindle; DASH complex
Source: RefSeq, a predicted model, not a curated record
AUGUCUUCUCAGGACAGAUCAUUUUUGACGCUCAGCCAUCUUUCAUCUCGCAUGCUUCAGUUCCACUCACAAAUUCAAGAGCUUUCAAAAUUAAACAAGCAGCUCAGUGAGUUUAAUCGCGUUUUUGCAUCGUUCCUUCUUUCAUUGCAGCUAACUUCUACCGGAGUCAAAAUCGAAUAUGCGCAGCCCAAACUACAAGCUCCCAAAAGCACUGCAUCCAUCGAAGAUAGAAAUGAAGUUUCUCUGAAACCCCCACCAGUUCUUUGCGAUGCAACAUUUACAGAAAACGAAGCCACUGCCCAGCCUCCUAUUGUGGCAACUGAAAAGGCAGCAGGAAAGUCGAAAAAACUAAAUGUUACUUUUUCUUCCAAAAUCCAGACCUCAACACCGUAUUCAUCGUCCAAUUGUGCUGCAACUUCGGCCUCUUUCCCGGCGCAGCAAUUGAGAAAAGACCAAGCCGCCUCUGCCGCCAUCAAAAAAGUAUGUCUCUCUCUUCCGCUUCAUAUGCGUACCCCUGGGUUCUUAGCCGAAGCAGAAUCGAUAAUCCGAUUUUUGAUCAAAUCACCGACUGGAGAGUAUGGGAUGAGUUUUUAUUGUAGAUAUAUAAAUGACAUCUUGACUGGAUCUGGCGUUGAAAAGCACCGUGUGAUGCAGUAUUUGAAUUUGUUGAUUCGAUCAAAUGACAUUGUCAAGGUUAGCAAAAAGGUAUCUUCUAUUGUUUCACUUAAAUUAAGGGAUUACUAUAUCAGCUGA